GAAAGCCUAUAAAUGGAGUGUUGUUUGUGAGUUGUCUUUUAGUGCACUUUUUUUCCCCCCCAUGUCCACGUUUUGUCACGGUCACUCAAGUAUUGCAGUGUGCAGUAUCCUGUGUUGUGUCUUUUUGUCCCUGUAGGAGAAAUGGAAGACAUGAAGAAUCAAUAUCCACUCAAUGGGAAUUGGGGGCAUCCACUACACCACACUAGACCAUUUCUCUAUGUUCCACAACCCACUCAACCUUAUUUCACAUCCUACCCAUGGAAUAUGAAUCCAUACAGUCAGUAUGGUUUUCCAUGGCCAGCCAUGUCGUAUGGACGAUACAUGGCACCAGUCCAAUAUAUGCAGCAGCCUUAUGUAGUUCCCCAGGCUCCCCUGUAUCCAACAGAUUACCGAAGAAGCUUCAGCCACCACUAUUCAUUUCCUUCAACCCAAGAUGGGAACUACCCUAACCAUGCUGAGCAGUCUUCCUUGCAGCGGGAGACUGCCUGUUCUGAGGCCCAAACAGAGCCAUAUGAUGUGGUCAGUGACACUGACCCACCUGCCGAGGAUUUAGGCUCAAACCGCGCAGUCGUUUCCUCAACCCCUGCUGCUGUUUUGUAUCCUGGAAAGGAAGAGGUGCCCAGUGGUUCAGAUAGACCAGUUUUGGAUGCACCUCUGCCUCAAAGAGUACGCUUUAACAGCCAGAAACAAGGAGACCCUGCCAUUCAGCAGUCAUCUCUCGGUGAAUCCUCUGCUGCGUUCUAUGAUGCCGAAUCCAGCCAGGGCUGUUUGGAGCAGUGCGUUCUCUCUGAUGUGAUGCCACUCGAUGGCUCCUCUAUUCAUGAUGUGUGCCUAACUGGGAAAGGGACAGAAUCUGACCAACCAUUGUUAUCGCAGAACCUCGCGGUGCAAGAUGGACAACAAAUGGAAGAUGGUGCGUCCACUCCCUAUCCUGACUCUGGAGUGCAUGAUUGUGGCCCUUCGAACCAGAGUCUUGAGUCAAAAGAGGCAAACAGCCCAUCCGAGAGUCUACAUUCCAAAGAUGACUCCAAUUUGGUGAGAGGUUCUGACCCCAUUCCAGAGGCUGAUUCUCCGGUAAGCCCAGGCUCUGGAGAUGUGGAGGACUUGCCUUUUCGCAUCCUCCGCCUGCCCUGCACUAAAAUGACCACAACCUCUCUGCUGGAGAAGUCUAAUCCCCUUUGGUGUGCAGAGAAGGUGAGCUCCCUGCUGCCUCCCGUCAGAAGCCUCCUGAGUACCGGCAGCUACAGCUAUUAUCCUCACGCAGACCAGGAGCGGCAGAGCGUCCUCAGUCCAUCUCUGGACGAGCUGUCCUCCAGAGACGAGCUGUUCACGGAUGUGGAGGAUGUGGACCUAGUCUCUGAGCCCGUCUGUGUCCAAGGCGACAGGCUGGACGAUGAGGGCAAUGACUCCUAUUCUGCGCUCCGUAAAGGGGAUUUGGGGAGUGCAGGUUCAGAGGAGCACUGCACAGCUUGCCAGGAGACUUGUUCCACCUGUGGCCUGAGCCUGAGGGCAUCGAGUCCCGAGUUUGCACACGCCGACUAUCCUGAGAUGACCGACUGCUGUGGCCGUAGUGGGGUGUUAGACGAAGCGGACUCGGUGGAGGGAGAAGAUGAAUGGAGUUCUUAUGAAGCCCAUGAGGUCCCGGUCAACUACCGGCCACAGUCCAGCAGGCGCUCUGCGUCGCCAUGUUACCGGGCUCCUACACACAGACCCAAACAGGAUUACUGUGGGGAAAGUGGAGGAACAGAUCGGGGUGAGCAGGGCCAUGGCUACUUGAGGGAGUGCUGUGAGCGCAAAGCCGUUGGCAGAACAGACAAGAAUACAGGAAGACCUUCACGCAGUGCUCCCCCAAGAUCCUACUCUGACAAACAGUGGGGUGACUGCACCACGGGCCCUGACAAAGAGGGCUGGGGUAACGGUGCUGGGAAACCCAAAGCAAAGCCAUGGAAACCUGGCAACAGGAACCAAGAACUGGGUUUGAAAGCUGCACGAAGAGGGUCCUCCUGCAAGAGGUUUGAGUUGCCGAAGCCCAGGCGGAAUGAAUUUGAUGACUAUAAUGACGCAGAGUGUUCCCAUUACAAAAGAGGCAGAGGGUCUGCAAAGAAAAAGGGCACAAGAUACUGAAUCAUGCUAAUAUGAACUGCUCUAAUAUUGUAAACUUUAAAUAUAUAUAUUUAUAUUCUUAUAACACCCUCUAUUCUAGGAAAUGUACACAAAGCACAUUGUAAUAAGACACCACUGUAAAUGUAUUUGUAAUGGACUGCAACAUUUCUUGGGCUGCGUUUCCAUUGUUUGUAUUGUACUUGAAUGCUAUGCAUUCAUCUUAAUCCUUCCUGAGGUGUGCAGUCACUGGGCUGUGUUAUGGCAGGUGCCUCUAAGCCCCUGCAUGGGCAAGGUCUGAUCUGGGAGGUGUAGGUUAGAACUUGCUUGAUGG
This is a messenger RNA of Alosa alosa (allis shad), 2434 nucleotides long. RefSeq names its product bucky ball (gene buc). Lineage: Eukaryota; Metazoa; Chordata; Actinopteri; Clupeiformes; Clupeidae. The record is from RefSeq and is a predicted model, not a curated record. Bases 142 to 2124 code for a protein of 660 amino acids. The transcript has 7 exons.